Molecule: messenger RNA, 2712 nt
Organism: Silurus meridionalis
Lineage: Eukaryota; Metazoa; Chordata; Actinopteri; Siluriformes; Siluridae
Gene: adrb1
Product: adrenoceptor beta 1
Exons: 1
Coding region: 457-1635 (392 amino acids)
Biological process (GO): adenylate cyclase-activating adrenergic receptor signaling pathway; positive regulation of heart rate by epinephrine-norepinephrine; norepinephrine-epinephrine-mediated vasodilation involved in regulation of systemic arterial blood pressure
Cellular component (GO): membrane
Molecular function (GO): beta1-adrenergic receptor activity
Source: RefSeq, a predicted model, not a curated record
GAAUAUUUUUGUCAUGUUUUUUGUUUGCUAUGAAAUUGCCUGGCACAUUCGGAAUACUCGGACCUAAAACCUUUUCCACACAGGAGGUGACCUGACAGAUCCCACUGUAAUGACCCUGAAGUGACUUUACUCUACAGUAAGCUGACGUGGUGUGUUUCCACGCCUGUGCAGUACAGUAGACGCGUCUUCAGGGAGCGUUAUUUCAGGAGGUCGAGCGCCCGGAAUGGGAUCCGCAAUUUGUCCAGCGUGUGUGAUUGGUUGAUCAGAGCUGUGACGUCACUGCGCGGUUUAUCCUUCUGAGCGCUCCAGUGGCUCUAAACGGGACUGGCAGCAGAAGCAGGAUGGAGCGCGGCUCGUUUGGAGCCACGGCGUGGUGGCGCGCCACCGAAGAGCCAAAGUUUGGAUAAUUAAGUACAUUUGAGAAACAAGUUUUCUCACAGAGCGCAGACGCACAUCAUGGGGGACGGGUUACCGUCCACGAACUAUACCAACGACACCAAACGGGGGCAGGUGGAUCUUAACGGUCCGGACAGCAGUUUCUCGGAGCAGUGGGUCGUAGCUAUGGGGAUGGUCAUGGCUCUGAUUGUGAUCAUCACUGUAGUGGGGAAUAUACUGGUUAUUGUAGCUAUAGCGCGGAAUCAGAGGUUGCAGACCCUGACCAAUGUGUUUAUUGUGUCUCUAGCGUGCGCCGAUCUGAUCAUGGGAUUGUUGGUGGUACCGUUUGGCGCAUCGUUGGAGCUCCGGGGCGCGUGGCUUUACGGCUCCUACUUCUGCGAGGUGUGGAUCUCUGUGGACGUCCUCUGCGUCACGGCCAGCAUCGAGACCCUCUGCGUGAUCGCCAUAGACAGGUACAUUGCCAUCACGUGGCCGUUCCGUUACCAAAGUCUUUUGACCAAGUCGAGAGCUAAAGGACUCGUGUGCGCGGUGUGGGCUGUGUCGGCUCUCGUCUCGUUUCCGCCGAUCCUGCUUCAUUGGUCGCGCGACAGGGACGACACCGAGUGCUACGACGACCCGGAGUGCUGCGACUUCAUCACCAACCGCGCGUACGCCUUAGCCUCUUCAGUCAUAUCCUUCUACAUUCCUCUGGUGGUUAUGGUGUUCGUUUACGCUCGCGUCUACCGGGAAGCCAAGAAGCAGCUCCAGAAAAUAGACAAGUGCGAAGGGAGAUUUUAUAACAACCACGGAGUCUCUGCGUGCAAGCUGAACCGAAAGCGGCCGUCCGGGAUUGUGGCCAUGAAGGAACAGAAGGCGCUUAAGACACUCGGCAUCAUCAUGGGGACUUUCACUCUGUGCUGGCUGCCCUUCUUCCUGGUCAAUGUGGUGCGCGGAUUCUGCGCCGAGGCAGUGGACAAGGAGCUCUUCGUCUUUUUCAACUGGCUCGGUUACGCCAACUCGGCGUUCAACCCACUUAUCUACUGCCGCAGCCCGGACUUCAGGAAGGCUUUCCGCAGGCUGCUCAUGCCGUGCUGGCCGAGCCGCGCAGAUCACGCGCUCACAGUGAGCUCGUGCGAGUUGUCGCGCUGUGCGGUGGAGAGUCGCGCGCUCGCGCCAUGGACCGACUGCAACGGUACCCGGGACAGCAACUGUAGUCUGGACCGCAGCAGCAGAGUGUCUCACACCGAGUCUCAGCUCUGACCUUUUACUCCGGAUUUAUCUCUGGACAUAAUUUCAAUUCGAAUUGUAAAAAAAAAAAAAAAGAGGUUAUUUAUUAAUUGCUGUCAUAAACGAAAUCAAACGGAAAAGGUGUGUUAAACAUUCAGACCAGUUGGUUUUGUUUAUAUAGGUUUGUGCAGAUACAUGUGCCAGAAACUAUGGCAUUGCCUAAUGGGCCUUUCAGGACAAUCUUAAUUGCAGUGAUGCGAAUAGAAAGAAUACAUAAUAGUGAAAUUGACAAAUUUCCAUAAUAAAAUUCCCAAACCCACACUUCAGUAUGUAUAAAAUUGGGCACCAAUAAACAUUUUAAGAAUUAAUUUAUAAUUUAUGGUUUACUAUUAGACACUAAUAAUCAGACAAAUCCUCACAUCUCGUUUCUAUAGGAGUCCUUAUGAGGACAAAAAAAAAAUACCACCAGUUAGUUCAUCUACUGGUGUGUCAUUAUUAGACUCUGAACAGGAAAUGAAGAGCCAAGAGGUGUUUUAACAUUUGCCCUACAUACAUGGCCAUGAAAAGAGACAUUUCUGUUUAUUUUGAGCACUGACACUGCAUGAACAUUUUUUAGAGCCAUUUUCACCAAUCUGUCAUGUGUCAUACUGUACAUAGGAAUGUGUGACAUCUGACAUUGCAGCAUACUACAGAAAUGUGCACAUUGUACGAAAUGAAAUUGUUUAUAUUAAACAGUCAUAUCAAUCUGUACAAUAUUUAUUUAGUACCAUGUACACCUGAUAGAGAGUUUUCAUCAUGUGAGCAUAUAAAAGGAACUGUGAUUCAGUGCUUUGUAUUUGCACCUUAUAUACCGUCAAAUGUGAGCUGCUUCUUUUCUCGUUGAAUAGGAUAUUUAAUAUUUCAAAGUGGCAGUCUGCCUAAUACUGAAAUGGAGGCUCUGUGAUUUAUUUACUGAGUCAAUAAUAGGUCUGGUCCUGUUUUAUUCAGUUGAUUUUUUUUCCUGCCCCAGGUCCAUAUAUCUAGAUUUGUCAUUAAUGUACGAGCGCCUCAUAUAAUGUAUACUGUGGUCACAUAUAUGAGUGUGCAAUAAAUGAUCCAGUUGUAAAUGAA